GUGUGAAUCAAGUUGAAGCAACUCGACGUAUUUGUACUUGUUCACUCCCAUGAUCUUCCUCGGCACCGGACACACUUGUAUUAGCAUGGUACUUAGAGAAAACGCGCACGGGAUCGAGUAUAAAAAGCCCCAUAUUAUACACGAUGCUAGAUGACCGUCACAUCGAGUAGGCUUACUCGACCAUGGUGCGUUUUACCGUCUUUACCGUUUUGCUCGCAGUGGCUGCUGCUAGUGCCCGUGUCAUGACCAAGCGUGCGGUGAAGGAGCGCCAGCUUGAGGCAGCAAAGCGUUGGCAAACCAGCUGGUCUGUAGAGAUGGGAAGUGCAGGGGAGGUGGAGCGCAAUGGUGUUCAAAACAUCACCUUCACGAACCCCAGGGCCUCAGAAUUCUACGUCGAUGGCACAUCCCUCCCACUUGUCGACUUUGAUGUCGGUCCUAGCUGGGCAGGUUUGUUGCCCAUAAGCAACAGUCCUAAUGAGACACGUCAGCUCUUUUUCUGGUUUUUCCCUCCCGGGCCCGAAGGGAGUCUCGAUGAUUUGAUUUUUUGGACAAAUGGCGGCCCUGGCUGUUCCUCCCUCGAAGGUCUGCUGCAAGAGAAUGGACCUCUCAGUUGGGCCUGGGGUCAAGCCAAACCAACGGUGAAUGAACACAGCUGGACCAACCUCUCCUCCAUCCUUUGGGUGGAGCAACCUGUUGGCACAGGAUUCUCUCAGGGCACUCCAAACAUACAGAACGAAGAUGAUCUCGCCGCUCAAUUCGUCGGUUUCAUGCAGCAGUUCCUGGAGGUCUUUUCGGAACUCAAAGGCAAGAAGCUGUAUCUGACGGGUGAAAGCUACGCUGGAACAUACGUGCCUUAUAUCGCAAACUAUAUCUACGAGAAUCCCACUCUGUUGGACCUCUCGUUGCAAGGGAUAUGGAUCAGUGAUCCUUCUCUCUCGUGGGACGUGGUGCAAGAGCAGAUCCCUGCAGUGGACUUCGUGAACAAAUAUGCCGGUCUUUUCUCUUUCAACCAAACAUUCAUGAAUCACCUCGAAACGAAGGCCGCGAAGUGUAAUUAUACUGGCUACAUGGACAAAUACGUCACGUAUCCUCCAACUGGCCUUCUUCCACUGCCAGGGAACUCAGUUGAGGCUGCUGACGGCUGUGAUGUCUGGGACGAGAUAUUCAACAACGCGCUAGUUAUCAAUCCCGCCUUUGAUAUCUAUCGCAUUUGGGACACUUAUCCGAUUCUAUGGGAUGUCCUUGGAUCCCCAGGUACAAUCUUACAGGCGCAAACUCCGAUCUACUUUAACCGCAAGGAUGUGAAGCACGCCAUACAUGCGCCUGUUGAUACCGAAUGGACAGAGUGCUCCAAUAUCGAUGUAUUUCCCAGUGGAGAUGGCAGCUUACCACCUGCCUUUACCGUAUUACCGAAUGUUAUUGAGAAGAACCAGCGGACUGUCAUCAUUCACGGUCUCGCUGAUUUCGUUCUCAUUUCUGAAGGAACCAGAAUCGUCAUUCAAAACAUGACCUGGAAUGGAUUGCAAGGAUUCCAGACGCCUAUCGCCAAUGACGGCUUCAUUGUCGACGGCGUGGGUGCCUAUGGCACGCUGCACUCAGAGCGGGGCCUAACUUAUUACGAAAUAGCCCUGAGUGGUCACAUGUGAGUUCACCACAAUACAAAGCAUCCCGUUUCUCACGUGUCUUCUGCAGGGUCCCACAAUUUGCGCCAGUAGUAAGUCAACAAUUCUGUGGCAUGAAUGCGGUCUAAUGCAGAGAUUGAUAAUCCAGGCGGCCUUCCAGAUUAUGCAGUA
Suillus paluster is the source of this 1793-nucleotide messenger RNA. RefSeq names its product Alpha/Beta hydrolase protein. Lineage: Eukaryota; Fungi; Basidiomycota; Agaricomycetes; Boletales; Suillaceae. The record is from RefSeq and is a predicted model, not a curated record. Bases 183 to 1646 code for a protein of 487 amino acids. The transcript is spliced from 14 exons. Gene Ontology annotation, molecular function: serine-type carboxypeptidase activity. Gene Ontology annotation, biological process: proteolysis.